Molecule: messenger RNA, 2732 nt
Organism: Sebastes umbrosus (honeycomb rockfish)
Lineage: Eukaryota; Metazoa; Chordata; Actinopteri; Perciformes; Sebastidae
Gene: ubald1a
Product: UBA-like domain containing 1a
Exons: 3
Coding region: 182-667 (161 amino acids)
Molecular function (GO): protein binding
Source: RefSeq, a predicted model, not a curated record
CAGUAAAUAUUUGUGUUUGCUUCAACCGGCUGUAAUGGUGGACGACUGAAGGCGAAGAGCAACGGAAUACAACUAGAGUGAAAGAGAGAGAAGCAAACACAGUCUGUUUUCAAGAGCACAGCAAAGCACAGCGCAGCCAGCUGUAGUAGGACACACCGGGCUUUUCUUUUUUAGUCGGAAAAUGGAUGAACUCAAACAUCAAGUCAUGAUUAACCAGUUCGUCCUGACGGCGGGUUGUGCGGCAGACCAGGCGAAGCAGCUUCUGCAGGCGGCACACUGGCAGUUCGAGACUGCCCUCAGUGUCUUUUUUCAAGAAACAAAUAUUCCAUAUGGCCAUCAUCAUCAAAUGAUGUGCACCCCAGCCAACACACCAGCGACGCCCCCCAACUUCCCGGACGCGUUGACCAUGUUCUCCAGGCUGAAGGCGUCCGAGAGCUUCAGCAGCAGCGGCGGCAGUCCCAUUGCCGCCAUGGCCACCUCACCCCCGCCCCCCCAGGUCGGAGGCUGGGGGGUCUCACCAAACAUACCUAAUGUGCCGCAACCUCCACAUGGACUCUGGACUCAGGGGCAACCCCCCACGCAGCCCUGCCCCGCCUGGCCCACGGGCGUGAACCCUCACGCAGGCGCCGAGCAGAAGGCUAGUGUAGCGAUGGAGGCUGAGAGAUGAAGGGCAGCACGGGACUGAGAAGCCCCCCUUUUCCGCCCCAGGGAGGGAGGGAGACGGGGGGUGAAUGCAGGGGAGGGUGGGAGAUGAUAAUGGGUAGAAAUGGUCUUUUUCCCCAAAAGACGGAUGGAGACGGAGACGGAUACUACGCAAACCAAGAAAAACUCAACGUGGACAAUUUAAGAAGAGGAGAAAACCAAUGCAAAUGUCAAUACAAAAAUAGAAAAGAAAAAAAAAGAUACGCACACACAUAGUAAUAAGAGAGCAACUGAAAUCUUUUGUUAGUUUUUUCCUAAGUAAAUGCAUAGAUAAGAGAAAUAUUAUUGAACUAAAAAAAAAAAAGAAAUUUUUAAAAAAUUGUCACGCCCAAGGAUUCUAUGUGAUGUUCAAGGACUUUCAAGGCAGCAAACUUAAUUUUCUGUUUUAUUUUUUGUUUAGUUUUUUCUUUUUUUUUCAUCUUUUCAGCCAGUGUUUUUUUUAGCCACUGGUGUUUCUGUGUUUCUGCAACUGUCUGUGCUGCAUGAGGAGAGAGGAACUUGCAAAUGCAGUGUUUGAGAUUGACUCAAAAAUCAACACGCACUUGAGUGUGUACGCAUGUGAGCGGGUGGUCAGUUUGUAAUCAAAAAUGUACACACACACAUAUAUAUAUAAAUAUAUAUAUAUUCACACACACACACAUACACACACUUUAGCGUUUAGAGGAAACACCUCCAUACUGUCAUCCCCAUCGUCAAAGGUGGGACUUUUCUUACCUCACCUGGUGGUCACCUGACUUCUUUCAGCCAAUCAGGGAUUCUUCUUAAAAACCAACCGUUGCCGCCGCAGGACAUGUUUUUAAAGGUUUUUUCUUAAAAGGCAGCCGCUCUGGUUUCUGCUGACUGAUCCUCGCUGCGAUGGCUUUUUUUCCUGACACCGUUUUAAAACCUGGACUCAGAAACAAACAAACUGUCCACUGUAUACAUUUUCUGGAGAUUUGGGUUAUUACAAGAAAAAAAAAAAGAGAAAUCAUGGUUUAAUAUAAUAUUGUUUAUAAUGCUAAUGGUUUUUUGUUGAAAAGGUUAAGGGGAGGUGGUUUUGAAAAUGGGUGGGACUACAGGUUGAUUUAUUUUUUAUUUUUUUCUGAAAGAGUGAAUCAAACGCAGCUAAAAAUGGCUACAGAUCUAAAAGAGGACAAACAAAAAAGAAAACACGACUACUCCAUCUUUGUAAACAGAAUUGCCACUUUGCAUGAUGUGUUCAUAACGUGUAACAUCUUUUGUAGCAAACAUACAUGAGGUCGAGACAUGAUUAUGGGAUGGGGAGGGAGGGUGGAGUUAAAGAUGAGGGUGGGGUGGUGGGUCUCAUCCCCAACGCUAAUAGAGAUGUAAUAGAUGAGCGUUUCUCCACAAAGAGUCAAAUCAGCAGCGUCUAAAAGGCAAAAUUGGACUUGUUGGAUAUGAGAAACAAAAGAAGAAAAUGGGUGUGGGGCAGCUUCGGGAAGCCCACCACCGACUAUUUGGGGACACUACGGACUACUUUCAGAUAUAAAGUAUAUAUAUACCCUCAGAUACUGUACCACAGAGGGGUUUUUACAACAUUUAGGUCUAGUGUCGACCAGUCCCUGGUCCAGUGAUACCGCUGAGGGACAAUUCAGGGAUGACCCUGAUGUACGGCAAUAUUUUAAAUACAGGGUCUGCCCCUUUUUUAAGUUUCUCCUAUUUGGAUUAUUUUUUCAUUCGAUAUAUAAGAAAAGAGAUAUUUUAAAUAGCUGAGGGUCUUUUUUUUUUUUUUUUUUUUUAAAGGAAAAAGAAAUGGGAAGUUAUGGAUAUAAUAAUGAAUAAAUAAGCGACUUCCUUUUUUUUAAUUAUUAUUUAGACUAAACUAAUGUUUGAGUUCAUCCUUCCCCAUGCUUCAUACUUUAUUUGGUUAAAUCAGAGCGUUUCUGGGUGGGCCUGUUCCUAAAUGGUUUCUCAUGUAUGUUUCCCCACUUGUAUGACUGUAUGAGACCAUUCCCACAAUAUUUGUGGACUACCUGAUAAUUAACUUAUCAUUUUUUGUGAACCUAAAUAAAUAUUGUAUGUCAACCUAA